GUUACACAAGUAGUGUUUUCUCUGUUAACUUCUUACAUUUCAGGUCCUCUUUACUAAUAACUAAACACAAACAAAAAUGGCGUCACUAUCACGGCUAACAAGAAAAACCCUAACUACCCACCGCCACCUGCUCAGCCGUGCACUUGCAACUGAAGCAGUCGCCGUGAAACAAUCCCCACCGCCGCCGUCGUCAGUAAAGAUAACGGAAAAUCCAGAUCGAGUGAAAUGGGACUACAGAGGACAAAGAAAGAUCAUUCCUUUAGGUCAAUGGCUACCCAAGAUAGCGGUUGAUGCUUAUGUUGCACCUAACGUUGUAUUGGCUGGUCAGGUCAACGUUCUUGAUGGAUCUUCAGUGUGGAACGGCGCCGUUUUGAGAGGAGAUCUUAAUAAGAUAACUGUUGGGUUUUGCUCUAAUGUUCAAGAAAAAUGUGUUGUUCAUGCUGCUUGGUCUUCUCCCACUGGUUUACCAGCAGAGACUAUGAUCGAAAGGUUUGUGACAGUUGGAGCCUACUGCUUAUUAAGGUCAUGCACAAUCGAGCCAGAGUGCAUAAUUGGGCAACAUUCAAUAUUGAUGGAAGGGUCUUUAGUUGAAACCCACUCUAUUCUUGAAGCUGGGUCCGUAUUGCCUCCAGGAAGGAGAAUUCCAACUGGUGAAUUAUGGGCUGGUAAUCCUGCUAAGUUUGUGAGGAAACUGACUCACGAAGAAACCUUGGAAAUCCCAAAACUUGCUGUUGCCAUAAAUGAUCUCAGCAAAGAAUAUUUCAAUGAGUAUUUACCUUACUCAACCAUAUAUUUGGAAGUCGAGAAGAUGAUGAAGUCUCAUGGGAUUUCAAUUUAAAACUCUUUUUGUAUCAGUUUUCCUUGAAAGGAAGAAAUAAGAAACUCUUUAAGGGGACUAUCUAAAUGAGUUUGCUUGUUUUUGUAUCUUGAUUUCAAGAACCAGUGCGAGGACUGGUUCCCGACUCUUUGGUGACUUCCUUUGGCCUUUCUGGGCUUAUAUUCAUGACAUCAAGCUUGUACUAGCAAA
Molecule: messenger RNA, 1027 nt
Organism: Erigeron canadensis
Lineage: Eukaryota; Viridiplantae; Streptophyta; Magnoliopsida; Asterales; Asteraceae
Product: gamma carbonic anhydrase-like 2, mitochondrial
Exons: 2
Coding region: 77-838 (253 amino acids)
Source: RefSeq, a predicted model, not a curated record